Telopea speciosissima is the source of this 1094-nucleotide messenger RNA. RefSeq lists its product as uncharacterized. Bases 274 to 732 code for a protein of 152 amino acids. NCBI's taxonomy places the organism in Eukaryota, Viridiplantae, Streptophyta, Magnoliopsida, Proteales, Proteaceae. Gene Ontology annotation, molecular function: mRNA binding. The record is from RefSeq and is a predicted model, not a curated record. The transcript is spliced from 4 exons. Gene Ontology annotation, cellular component: cytoplasm.
UUCUAUCUUUGGAAUCCAUAUUCUUUUCUCUUUUUCUUCUUUUGGGUUUUUGUGAUUCCAUUGUUCAAGAAGGCCAGGUGAAGAACACGAAAAAAAGAACAUCUAAGGCCCUCCACAGGAUUCCCAAUCCUUGAGGCUUAUGCAAGUAUAUAAACCACCCCAACCCACACAACUAAAUCAUACACUCACUUAACAAUUUCUUCUCUGUUCCUUCUUCUACCAUCAUUACAACUCACUCUUCCUCUGGUUCUAUUCCUCCAGUCCCUUAAGAAAAUGAGCAGACCAGGAGAUUGGAACUGCAGGUCAUGCCAGCACCUGAACUUCAGCCGCCGCGAUUCUUGCCAACGAUGUGGGGAGCCAAGGUCCGGUGAUUAUGGAGGUUUUGGUGCCAGGGUUGGAUCCUCAUUCGGAUUUAGCGGCUCCGACGUCCGGCCUGGUGACUGGUACUGCUCUGCUGUGAACUGUGGUGCCCACAACUUUGCUAGCCGUUCAAGCUGUUUCAAGUGUGGUGCAUGCAAGGACGAGUCUGCUGGUGGUGGUUAUGAAGGUGACAUGCCGCGUUCAAGAAGUUAUGGUUUUGGUAGUGGUGCUGGUGCUGGUCGCUCAGGAUGGAAAUCCGGUGACUGGAUUUGCACCAGGUCGGGGUGCAACGAGCAUAACUUUGCGAGCAGGAUGGAGUGCUUCAGAUGCAGUGCACCCAGGGACUCUGGUGACAAAUCUUCAUAUUCAUAAUUUCCAUUUUUGGGUACUGCAAUCUGAAAGAACCAAAGAGAGAUGGCCUAAUAUAAUAGCUCAAGUUGCUUGUUUUUGUCCGCCGCCAGCGUAGUCUUUUUUUUUUUUUUUGGAUAGGGUUGUCCAAAUGAAUCUUGGUUGAAGACCCAUGUCUGCUGGACAAUUUCCAUCUGCAUUUUCUUAGGUUUCUCAUAAAAAUUAUAGCCAUGUAGUUCUGGUGUUCUUCAAUCAAAAUCUUCAGUGUCUUUGUAUGUUUUGGAAGAAGAGUUUCUAGCUUCAUUGUAUGAUGCAUGUUAUUCUUACAAGAAGCUUAUGAAAGCCUUUCUCUUUUAUCAAUAGAGAUAUGAUAUAUUUGGUAUAAA